This is a messenger RNA of Ustilaginoidea virens, 444 nucleotides long. RefSeq lists its product as uncharacterized. The record is from RefSeq and is a predicted model, not a curated record. NCBI's taxonomy places the organism in Eukaryota, Fungi, Ascomycota, Sordariomycetes, Hypocreales, Clavicipitaceae. Gene Ontology annotation, biological process: sterol transport. The transcript has 2 exons. Bases 1 to 444 code for a protein of 147 amino acids. Gene Ontology annotation, molecular function: sterol binding.
AUGCGUGUCUGCGAGUCUCUCCUUCUAACAUGUCUUGUCUGCCUCACGUACGGAGCAGUGCUGCAAGAUUGCGGGAGCACGGCCAAGGACAUCCUCAUCCACAUCUCUGGGUGCCCCGACUCGGAACCCGUCUGUGUCUUCACCGCUGGGCAAUUGGCCACCAUCAAGGCGACAUUCAGGAGCACCUCUCCUAUCGAGAGCGCCUCCAUCAAGCUGUGGGGCGUCGUCGGGCCUGCUCAAGUUGCCUUUCCUUUGACACCCUCUGAUGCUUGUGGGAAGUGGGGGCUCAAGUGUCCUUCUGCCCCUGGUGCGCGCCAAACGCUCAAGAUUGACGUGCCGAUAGACGCCGGAUACCCAAAGAUCAAGGUGGGCGUCAAGAUGGAGUUGGUCACCGACAAGGGGGAAAAGCUCAUAUGCAAGUCGGUUCCCGUGGAAAUCAAGUGA